AUGGCUUCUUACCAAUCAGGGGACCUGCGGCGACCACGCAAAAUAUACAGUUGUGAGCCAUGUCGGCGUUCAAAGCUUCGCUGCGAUCGUCAAGCGCCGUGUUCUUCGUGCAAGCAUCGCGAUUGUGAGCCAUCUUGUACUUAUAGGAGCCAAGCCGAUGCAGUUCGUGGCGGUCAUACACAAACAGGUUCGGGAGCACCACGAUUGCCCUCCUACUCAUCGCGACACGGCAGCCGCGAAGAUGUACCGCCUAUCUCUGAGUUAGGGAACCACAGUCGGGGCUUACUAGAUAUGGAUGCAUCUACUGCCACAAACACAGGGCAAGAGUGUUCUGAGUUCACACAUGCUCAUUGGAAUGCCGUUCUUGAAAGGCCAAUGCACCACACGGACCCUACAGCAUCUGAGCAGCGAGGCUCUAUCGCUCAGGUCCGCAGUUCCUGCUUUCCAUUUACGAUAGGUCCUCGGCUCCCGGCUGGAGACAUGCUCUCCAAUUUACCCCCAUGGCCCUGCUGCGAAUACCUCAUUACUCGAUACUUUACGCACCUUUCUCCGCUCUUCCAUGUCUUACACGGUCCAACUUUUGAGCAUCAGUAUUACGUAUUCAGGGACGACCCAACCGGAGUUGAUCUUUCCUGGCUGGCCCUUCUAUUCCUGGUUAUGUCUAUCACGCUGCAUACCAUGGAAAAUGACGAUACCAUGCUAGCUGAGCUUUGGCCCGAGCACAGUACCCUGGAAACUGGCACACUCUCGCGCAAAUUUCGGACGGAAGCCAUGGUUUGCUUGGCUCAGGACAACUUUCUCACAAACCACCGGCUGAGCACGCUUGAGGCACUGUUAAUAUUGAUAUACACCAUCAGCCAUGACGAAGGAGUGGACAGAUGCUGGGUAUUACUUGGCAUGGCUUUGAAUAUCGGCAUUGCACAGCGAUGUCAUGUGGACUCUAAACAGACAGAACUCAACUGUGUUGAAGUGGAACGGCGCAGGCGAUGCUGGGCCGGUAUCUUGCUACUUCACACUUAUCAAGCCAUUAUAUUUCAGGACGUUGAAACGUCAUGGCUGAUGAACAUUCCCGCUGUGAUGCCAGCAGAUGUCAACGAUAAAGACAUCCAUGAACACAUUGUUGUUCGAUCGUCUAGUCAACCGACCCAGAUGUCUGUCAUGAUAUUCAAGUUGCGGCUGUUCCAGCUGUCAACCCGUGUUUGUGACUACCUAUCUGAUCCACCCAAACUUGAUAAAACGACCCUAGGGCGGUUAGACGCAGAGAUUGCUGUCGAGCAACGAAAAUGGGAUUCUACCCUUUUGUCGGGGGGUCGCCCGAGCAUUCUUGAUACAUCCAGCUACGCUUUUUGGGCUAUUCUUCAGCUGUAUGCGCAUCAGCUAUACCUUCUGAUUCACACACCUUUUUGCCGAUCUAAACACAAUUUCCGGCCUGAAUCAAGGUCAAAAUGUAUUCUCUCAAGUACUGCGAUGUUGGAUUUUCACCAGCAGUUCUGCGAGCUUCCACGACUGCGAUGUUAUCGUUGGAAUGUGUACGGCAUGAUGAGCUCUUAUGCACUCCACGGAGCAGUAGCACUGGCAUCAUGCCUGCUCGACUGGUCGGACAAGACUCUUGAGUCUGUACCGUAUCGUGCGGCAUUUGAUUCUGCCUUGGUCCGUUUUGAGAAACUCCAGGAUCGAAGUCCAAUCUGCAAAAAGGCCUAUCCUAUUCUUCGCCAUUUACAGUACGUGCCUCUUUGCCAGCUUUCAGAGAUACGUAGAUUGGCGGAGCUUACUAACUGUGCCGAAUUUGGUAACACGUUCGAUAACUGGAUCGAUUCUGUACAGUGGUUUAACCCCGACUCCAUAGACUGG
This is a messenger RNA of Penicillium verrucosum, 1851 nucleotides long. RefSeq names its product Zn(II)2Cys6 transcription factor. Gene Ontology annotation, biological process: DNA-templated transcription; regulation of DNA-templated transcription. The record is from RefSeq and is a predicted model, not a curated record. Gene Ontology annotation, cellular component: nucleus. The transcript has 3 exons. The annotation marks the transcript as partial. NCBI's taxonomy places the organism in Eukaryota, Fungi, Ascomycota, Eurotiomycetes, Eurotiales, Aspergillaceae. Gene Ontology annotation, molecular function: DNA-binding transcription factor activity, RNA polymerase II-specific; zinc ion binding; DNA binding.